CUAUACCAUUGCUGCGUAAAUUAGGUGUGUGUCUACAGAGAAUACUAACUUGCACCGAGCGGAAAAUGUCGCUCAAAACCUAGACAAUACCCCCAAUCCCCUCUCCCCCCCCUCUCUCUAUCGUGCUUUCGAAGGUCAAACAUAUACGUACCCUCGCUGUUUCAGGUUUUGUUGCUUAUUUCUUUAUUCAAUUUCCCUUACAUUUCUGCUAUUUCCCUCAACUCUUCUACGUUUAAUGUGAAUUGAAUCACAACAAACCCUUUUACAAGUUCACCAAAAAAUUCCCAAUCUAGGGUUUCAAUUUUCGAGACAUUUUGAUGUUUUCUUUGGUGUUUUUCUCCAUCAUUCGAAGAAGACAAGACAAUGGUGUGUGAUUGAGUGCUCUAUAUCAUUUAUACCAUCCAAUUGUUAUUGGUUGUCAAUCUUGGUUGUAAUGGGUAAUGUUGAGAUACCCAAUUGGCUAAAAGGGUUGCCGUUGGCGCCUGAGUUUCGCCCAACUGACACUGAGUUUGCUGACCCGAUUGCCUAUAUAUCGAAAAUUGAGAAGAAAGCUAGUGCUUUUGGUAUUUGUAAGAUUAUCCCGCCAUUGCCAAAACCUUCAAAAAAAUACGUGUUUGGUAACUUAAAUAAGUCACUUUUAAAGUGCCCGGAACUGGGUUCUGAUGUAAAUUCUUCAAGUUUGUGUUCUUCUUUGAAAAUUGGUUCUGGGGAUAGUGAUAGUGAGGGCGAGGUCCGGGCCGUGUUUACUACGAGGCACCAAGAAUUGGGUCAGAGUGUGAAGAAAACAAAGUGGGCGGUGCAAAGUCCGCAAUCAGUGGUUCAUAAGCAAGUAUGGCAAAGCGGAGAGGUUUAUACGUUAGAACAGUUUGAGUCUAAGUCAAAGGUUUUUGCACGGAGCGUAUUGGGAAUGACUAAGGAGGUUUCACCGUUAGUUGUAGAAGCAAUGUUUUGGAAGGCAGCUUCUGAGAAGGCUAUAUACGUGGAGUAUGCAAAUGACGUUCCUGGGUCUGGGUUUGGAGAACCGGAAGGCCAGGUUCGCUUUUUUCAUAGGAGGAGAAGGAAGAGGAAUUUUUACCAGAGGAGUAAAGAGAGCUCUGACUGCAAUAAAAAUGUGAUAGAUGGCGUAAUGGAUUCUUCUAAUGAUGAGAUGAAAAGUUCUUCUACCCAAAAUGAACCAAAUACAUCUUUGGAGGCACCAAAGCCAUCUAAUUCUUCAUCAACAUUGUUAGUGGAUGGAAAUUUAAGAUGUUCUGGGCGUAAGAGUUCAAAUGCUAGUAAUGAGAUGGAAGGUACUGCAGGUUGGAAGCUCUCAAACAGUCCAUGGAACUUACAAGUCAUUGCACGUUCACCAGGCUCACUUACCCGUUUCAUGCCGGACGAUAUUCCAGGUGUUACUUCUCCCAUGAUCUACAUUGGUAUGCUUUUUAGCUGGUUUGCUUGGCAUGUUGAAGAUCAUGAGCUUCACAGCAUGAAUUUUCUUCACACUGGCUCGCCAAAGACUUGGUACGCUGUCCCUGGAGAUGAUGCAUUUGCUUUUGAGGAAGUCAUUUGCCGCGAGGCUUAUGGUGGCAAUAUUGAUCAUUUAGCUGCUCUCACAUUAUUGGGUGAGAAGACAACUCUUCUAUCACCUGAGGUAGUAGUUGCAUCGGGCAUUCCUUGUUGUAGGUUAAUACAGAACCCUGGCGAAUUUGUUGUGACUUUCCCAAGUGCUUACCAUGUGGGAUUCAGCCAUGGUUUUAAUUGUGGGGAAGCUGCUAACUUUGGAACCCCACAAUGGCUUAAAGUAGCCAAGGAAGCUGCAGUGCGCAGAGCUGCUAUGAAUUAUCUUCCCAUGCUCUCUCAUCAGCAGCUGCUAUACCUGUUGACCAUGUCUUUUGUCUCAAGAGUGCCAAGAUCCUUACUACCAGGUGUGCGGAGUUCUCGUCUGAGAGAUCGCCAAAAAGAAGAAAGAGAAUUAUUAGUGAAGAAGGCUUUUAUAGAAGAUAUGUUGACUGAAAACAUUCUGCUAUCUGAUCUUCUUGGAAAAGUAGCAAAUUGCCAUACUGUUUUAUGGAAUGCUGAUUUACUACCAUAUCCAAGUAGAGAUUCUCAAUUGCCUAGUGUAGCUGCUACUGAUUCUACCCCACCAACAGAAAAUUCUUCCCAUGUUCAUUUUGAAAAUAAAAAUAGCUGUCAGAAUGAUCUCCUUCAUGAGAUGAGCUUGUAUAUGGAGACUCUCAAUGAUUUAUAUCUGGAUGGUGAUGAUGUAUCUUGUGACUUUCAAGUUGAUUCUGGAACACUGGCAUGUGUGGCUUGUGGAAUCCUUGGUUUUCCAUUUAUGUGUGUUCUGCAACCAUCUGAAAAGGCAUCCAUGGAGCUUCUUCCUGCAGAUAAUCUUUUGGUUGAAGGAGGCCCCAGUGUCCCAGCACCUGAGGUUACUCGUUCUCCAGAACUUGAUCGGUCUGUUAAAAGUUCUAUUUCAGAGAAUCUUCCUCCUGAUCCUGAUGUAUCCCUACCGCCAAUGGAUCUGCGAAUACCAUUAUCAACCAAGUUUGAUAUGGAAUGGAACACCUCUAGUAAAUUUCUGAGGCCAAGGAUUUUCUGCCUGGAACACGCCAUUCAGAUUGUGGAGCUCUUGCACUCUAAAGGCGGAGCUAAGGUGCUUGUGAUCUGUCAUUCAGACUAUGAGAAGAUUAAGGCACAUGCUAUGGCGAUUGCAGAGGAAACUGGUAGACCUUUUAAUUAUAAUGAGGUUCCAUUAGAUAUUGCAUCCCAGAAAGAUCUUAACUUGAUAGAUCUUGCAAUUGAUGAUGAAGAACAUGAUGAAUGUGGGGAAGACUGGACGUCAAAACUGGGUAUCAAUUUACGGUACUGUGUUAAGGUCAGAAAGAAGUCUCCAUCUAUGCCAAUUCAGUAUGCACUGACAUUGGAUGGAUUGUUCUCUGAUGGUAGUCCCACUUCAGAAUUGUUGACCAUCAAAUGGCAGUCCAGAAGAUCACGUUCAAAAAAGUUAAAUCAUCCUUCCCAUAAUAAAGCAUGUGACGAUGCUCAAUUAAAGAAGGAUGAAGUGAUGGGGGGAAGGUCAGAUGGCAUCUUCAUAAAAAAAGAAGAAAAACUAAUUCAAUAUUCGAGAAGGAAACUUAAGUUAAAACUGGGUGCUUCCACGGGGGCAAGUACGGUACAUGGAUGCCUUGGAAAAGAUCUGUCAAAGGAUGUUUCAACUGCUAUGUAUGGAAAUCUUGAUAAGCAAAGUGGAAAGGAUUCUGAAGUUGAUCUUUCUAACAAAGGAAGUUCGGGAAGUGAAUCUGCAGGAUUGGUCUUCUCUACUGCUACUAGAAUAUCUGAAAUGCAAGAUGAAACCCUGAUGCUUACAGCUACCAGGGGUAUGAGCUUGAACUUGGCUCCUUCACGAAUUGAAGAUCCCCCUAGCGCUGCUACACCAGUGGCUGGAAAUUUUGAGGUGCAAAGUGAGAAUCACACUCUGCAUGAUUCUGACAUGGAUGGAAAAGCUUAUAAUUUAGCAACGGGAGAUAAUUCUGAGAUGCAAAACAAAACCAAGGCCGCUGAUGAAACCAGAGAGGACAAGAUCGCUGAUGUUGAAAAAUGUGAUAGUCCACCUUCUAUUGAAACUGGUGAAGAGUUUGGAAUGCAAGGAGAGAAUCAAAGUAUGGAAAGAAGCAGCAUCUCAAAUGAGUUUUGUCAUCUGAUUUCUGAAGAGAAGUGCAAUGUCUCAGCUGAAGGUGUUUCCAACCCUGCAAGUCUACAUGUUGCUGAUCUGGUUGUUAGAAAUAUAGAAAAUGGAGCUCUGGAGGAUUCUUGUGUCAACAGUAAGGUUCAUAUUUGCGCGAGUUUAGAUAAUGAGAAGCAGCAAGAGAUCCAGGCCACCAUCAGAAUUAACAAUGACGGGCCUGUUUCAGGUAAUGUUGCACCAACAAACCAGCAUUCUCUUGCCCCAGUGGAAGGCGUUUCUUGUACUGUUGCAGUGGAAACCCACCCUACUCUUGCCUCGGUGCAAGCAAGUUGUGAGGGUCCUAGAAUGAACCAUGAUGACGAAGACAUUAGCAUUGCCAUGUCUUUGGAAUAUAUGGGGGCGCAAGAGCUGAAGACUAAAAGUGGAAAUAAUAAGGCCGAGCUAAUUUCAAGUUAUGUUCAAAUAGCAAAUGAGCUUACUCCUGCAUCAAGAGAAAUCCUGUCCCCAGACAGAAACGAGGAAAUGGUCUCAAGUUCUGUUUCAACAAUGGAAGUUAGUCAACCUUGCAUACCGGUGAAACAAAGUUCUGAAGGUCCAAGAGGGAGCCCUUCUGACGAAGACUUGCAUGAUGAUGUCACCUUAGACACUGAAAUGCAGCAAGAAAUACAGGUUAUGAAAGGAAUUGAUGUGGGGCAAUCUGUCUCUAGAUUCAUUAUGCAAGUGGAAAAUGAGCCUGUAACUGUGUCAGGGGGAGAAAGCUUUGAAGUUCAAAGGGGGAACUUCAUGGAGGAAAACAUGAAUAAUGAAGUGAAACAGGUUUCUGGCCAUGAUAUACUUACAAAUCGUCCUUGUCCUGCCUCGCUUGAGAAACAUUCCAUGAUUCAAAGAGAGUCCCGUGCUGCAGAAAAUCUACUUUGUGGUGAAGUUUGUUCACCACAGGAUGAUGGAGAGCUGGAAAGCAUCGAGUCCACUGUUCUAGACCCCACGCCAAAACCUGAAUGCAGAGGAAAAAGAAAAAGAGAGGUGGAACGUUUGACAGAAAACAAGUUCAGUUGUAGUGCUUUUAUCAGGAGUCCAUGUGAAGGGUUGAGACCAAGGGCUGAGAAGGAUGCAACAAAUAGAUGUGGAAUUGACGUGAGUAAAACGGUGGAGGAAAAGCCAGUAAGAAAGGUGAGCAAACCUUCGGAUGUUUCUCAUCCUCGGAAUAAGAAUGCAAAGGGGUCUCACAGGUGUGACCUUGAAGGUUGCCGCAUGAGUUUCAAAACGAAGGCAGAACUUGUCUUGCACAAACGCAAUCGGUGUCCACAUGAAGGCUGUGGGAAGAGGUUCAGCUCCCACAAGUAUGCAAUGCUUCAUCAACGUGUUCACGACGAUGACAGGCCCCUCAAGUGCCCAUGGAAAGGUUGCUUAAUGUCAUUUAAGUGGGCAUGGGCUAGGACUGAGCAUAUAAGGGUGCACACCGGUGAGCGCCCUUACAAGUGCAAGGUUGAGGGCUGUGGCCUCUCUUUCAGGUUUGUAUCAGAUUUCAGCCGGCACAGACGAAAAACCGGGCAUUAUGUGAACUCACCCGCCUGAGAAUGUCCUUCUGAUCCGGCUGGUUUUGUAAUAUCUGGUUAAUGAGCAAGUGGGUUUCUGAGGCCCAAGGGGUGGGGGGUGGGGAGCCCCAGCGGAUGGUAUAUAAUCUUACAUUAUUCUGUUUAGGUGUAGGGCUAGGGAUAUAGAGUGAUCUUUUUGUAGUUUGGCAUUCUUUAAUCAUUUGAAUGCACUGAUAGAUGAAAGCCCUCGAACUUUGAUCUCUCUGAAUUGUUCGUGAUAAGAUGCAGCAGUCGCAUCAAGCAGGAGAAGAAGCUCUCCAAAUGGAUGCUACAUCUACAUGUUUUGGGUCAAAUCCUUGCUGGCCACUUUUGUGGUACUCUCUGGUGCCUUGUCUAGAUUA
Molecule: messenger RNA, 5606 nt
Organism: Juglans microcarpa x Juglans regia
Lineage: Eukaryota; Viridiplantae; Streptophyta; Magnoliopsida; Fagales; Juglandaceae
Product: probable lysine-specific demethylase ELF6
Exons: 7
Coding region: 434-5245 (1603 amino acids)
Biological process (GO): chromatin remodeling
Cellular component (GO): nucleus
Molecular function (GO): histone H3K4me/H3K4me2/H3K4me3 demethylase activity
Source: RefSeq, a predicted model, not a curated record